UAUGAUCUGUAAUUACUUUUUCACAUCAAUGACCAUCCUCAGUUUUAGUUUCUUAAAUGACAUUCUGCUUCUAAGAGAAGUGUCACUGGUAUUUGAAUUGCCAGAGGAAAAAUAUUAACAUUAAUUGAGGGCUUGCCGUACAUCAGGUGCUUUAUAGUCACAAACUCAUUGAACGCUCACAAUGAUCCUAUAUAUAGUAGCUCCUAGUGUUCCCAUUUCACAGAGGAAAACUGAGACCUGGUCACAUCCCCAUGGUUACAAACCCCAUAAGAGGGAUUAGCAGCCAGGUCUUCUAUGAAUCCAGAGGCUCUAGUCUCUUACUAUGGUUUCUCUUUGCAUUGUCCCUUUCCAUUUGAAUCAAGUGAUGAACAUAUAAGAAAGAACGGGGAUGGCUGUGGAGAGUGAAGCAACCUUUUAAUUUUGAAAAUGCGUGAAACAAACAUUCAGAAAGUAAAACCUAGUCCAAUCCUUUACUUUCCAUUCUCAUCCUAUACAAUGUAGAAACUAGAAUCUAUGGAAAUUCCCCCAUUGAGUUAAUUAUGGAACAGUGCCUAAUGUGUUCCGAUAGAAAGCUCCUCCGUUUGGGCUAUCCAGGAUUUAUGGUGGAGUUUAAAUCAUUAAAUAACCAUAGUUAACCCUCGUUUGGUUAAGAGAGCAAGCAAUUAUUGAAAAAAAUUUUCCUCUUUUCUCCCUUUCACAAACAGCACAAAGAUUAUUCUGAAGAGAUUUACACAAUACGUCAACAUCUGUGCUGUACCUAGAGUUGUUAAAAUAAUUGUGAUGACAGGUGUCUAGGUACCACUUUCUUAAUGGUUUUCAAUAUCCACUGAUUUACUGUUGUGGCUUUCCCUCCCCCCUUUCACAUCCCUGGCUUUAUGAAGGAGCUGAGGAACAGAUUUUGCACUAGAGGCUGAUUAUUCCAGUGCUGAAAAGAACUAAUAAAAAUAAUCACUUGGCUUUUAAGCAGAAAGCUUCCAUUUACAGUAUUUCACCCUCCCCCCUCCAAGCCCCUUGUUAUCUAACAUAAUGGUUAGAAUACAUUUCCGUCUCUCUCCUUAAUAAUUUCAUGCAUUAACAUCCUCUUCACACCACACACACACACGCAUGCACACACACCACACACACAGAGCAAAAGGAAAAACGCGGCAGCAGAAAUCUCAGCUGUACUUCUACCCCUUUUAAAAAGUUUGCUCUGUAAACUGGAAUGAGGUCAGAUUUGCAGCUUCUCAUUGCACGCGGAGAUUAUUAUUGCAUCGGGUUCCAAGCCAAUGGGAAGACUAGGGGAGGGGCUUGGCACGAGGAAGCGUUGGUUACAGCGGCUGAUUGGCUGCGGCCAAGACUGUGAAAGGAUAAAGAGGCGCGAGGCGGAAUUGGGGUCUGCUCUAAGCUGCAGCAAGAGAAACUGUGUGUGAGGGGAAGAGGGCUGUUUUGCUCCCGGGUCUCUAGUUCUUGCACGCUCUUUUAAGAGUCUGCACAGGAGGAACUCUGCCAUUACCGGCUUCCUUCUGCAAGAGGGGAAGAGGAAAACAUACAUUUAUUCAUGCCAGUCGGUUGCAUGAAGGCUUUCUGGCUUUAUACCUUGCAACAAAAUAACUGCACAAACUCCUUAGUGCCGAUUCCGCCCACAGAGAGUCCUGGAGCCAGAGUCCUUUUUGCUUUGCAUUGUAGGAAAGGGACUAAGUGAUAGAGACUAUGUCGCUCUCCUGAGCUCCUGAGAGCACUCGUGAACUGGAAUCAACUGCUUCAGGGAAAGGAAAAAAAAAAAAAAAAAAAGACUUACCUGGGAGGCGGCGAGAAACUUGCAUUGGAAGCUUCAGCAACCAGCACUCAAGAAACUCCUUUCCACUUUAGUCCGGUCUCCAGACUCAGCCGAGAGAGAGAGCAAACUGCAGCGCGGUGAGAGAGACAGGGAGAGAGAGACGCUCCAGCCUGGGAACUAUAACUCCUCAGCAAGAGGCAGAAUACUCCUUUCCCGCAUCUUUGGGAGACUUUUCUCGGCCAGGAGUUGAGCUGCCCGCCCGCCCGCCGCGCGCGUCCUCCCGCUCGGCGUGUGCUUGGCCCAGGGAGCCGGGAGGGCCCGGCGAUCGCGCCGCGGCCGCCGCGAGGGUGUGAGCGCGCGUGGGCGCCCGCCGAACCGGGGCCAUGGUGCAGCAAACCAACAACGCCGAGAACACGGAAGCGCUGCUGGCCGGCGAGAGCUCGGACUCGGGCGCCGGCCUCGAGCUGGGCAUCGCCUCCUCCCCCACGCCCGGCUCCACCGCCUCUACCGGCGGCAAGGCCGACGACCCGAGCUGGUGCAAGACGCCCAGCGGGCAUAUCAAGCGGCCCAUGAACGCCUUCAUGGUGUGGUCGCAGAUCGAACGGCGCAAGAUCAUGGAGCAGUCGCCCGACAUGCACAACGCCGAGAUCUCCAAGCGGCUGGGCAAACGCUGGAAGCUGCUCAAAGACAGCGACAAGAUCCCUUUCAUUCGGGAGGCGGAGCGGCUGCGCCUUAAGCACAUGGCUGACUACCCCGACUACAAGUACCGGCCCAGGAAGAAGGUGAAGUCUGGCAACGCCAACUCCAGCUCCUCGGCCGCCGCCUCCUCCAAGCCGGGGGAGAAGGGAGACAAGACGGAGGAGGAGAUGUUGGGAAGAGGAGGCAGGAGUGACCCGCGCGAGGAAAUGAACUGAGCGCCUCGUUGGAAGCCACACCAGCAAGGGCGGGGGGAGAGAAGGACAGGAGCUGGAAGGGGGAGAAAAGCGAAACUGAAAUGGAUUUAUCUGCACGUUCAGGAAAAGGUGGCGGCGUUUUCUCGGCCUGAUAGAUACAUGAAAUCAGUGAGGUGAGACUUCACAGACCUGGAGGCGUGUAGGAGAGGAGACUGAUGUGGUGGUGCACCGG
Messenger RNA from Trichechus manatus latirostris (Florida manatee), 2884 nucleotides. It is a transcript of the gene SOX4, whose product is annotated as SRY-box transcription factor 4. The record is from RefSeq and is a predicted model, not a curated record. Gene Ontology annotation, molecular function: RNA polymerase II cis-regulatory region sequence-specific DNA binding; DNA-binding transcription activator activity, RNA polymerase II-specific. The transcript has 2 exons. Lineage: Eukaryota; Metazoa; Chordata; Mammalia; Sirenia; Trichechidae. Gene Ontology annotation, biological process: anatomical structure morphogenesis; positive regulation of transcription by RNA polymerase II; cell differentiation. Bases 2143 to 2673 code for a protein of 176 amino acids.